AGUGUUUCUCUUCGUUACAGAUUUUGCAAACAUAAUCAUAAAUUACGGCUUAGCAGUGACACUUUAGCCAUGGACGUCUCUAGUUCGUGAAAACACACCUUAACGAAAAUUACUAAUGCGGUAGACAUGGUCAAAAUCGCAGUACUCGGCUGCGGGCUCAUGGGAGUCAAAAUUGCUGGUGAGAUGGCUUACCAUGGGCACCGUGUGAAGAUGUAUGACAGUAACACUAACCAGUUAAAUAGCGUUUAUGAAAGGAUAGAAGAAGACAAGAGACAUUUGCGACGAGAAGGACUAAUGAGCCACAGGAAUUUUAUUGGUCAAGUUUUGUGCAUGAGUCUGCUGGAAGAGACAGUUAAUGAUGCAGACUUUAUCUUUGAGGCAGUAGUGGAUGAUUUGAAGGUUAAGCAGGAUAUAUUUGAAAGAGUAUCCCACUGUUGUACAUCUAAUGCUAUCAUUGCAUCCAACACGCUGAAUUUAGACAUGGGUCAGAUUGUUGAGAGAACAGCAUACAAGGAGAGAACGUUGGGACUGAGGUUUUUAUUUCCUGUGUACUACAUACCAGAAGUGGAAAUAACACCUGGCAAACAUACCUCUGCAGAAGUAAUAGAAAAAGUGAGAAUUCUGUUAGAGAAGAUGGGGAAGACAUUGUUCUUCAGAUCUGGUGGAGAGCCUCUAAUUUUAUCCGAAGAACAAAGAGAAGCAAGAAAAUUAGCUCGAAUUCAACAGAUCAAGAACCAGUCUGGUCUUGGCUACUUCUUUGAGAGUGCCAUCCCAGCUCUGGGCCACAGGGGGAACUUUGCCCCUCCUCAGGAUGAUGACACAGCCUCGUAUGUUAUGGAAGGCACAGAUCGUGAUUGUGCUAUCUGCAUGGACCACACACGAGACUGUCUGCUCUGUCCCUGUCAUCACAUGGUCACGUGUCAAGACUGUGCCCGACUUUUGCUCAAUCGCAGAGACAGCUGUCCAAUAUGCAGGAAGGAAAUCACAGAAGUCAUCAAGGUUUAUCAUUCAUGAAAUACUAAGCAUCUUCUCAGUGCAUCAUUCACAUUGGCAUUUGUUGAGCAAGGAUAGGUGUUGACAGGUGCACAAUUAUGUACAUAAAGAUGGAUGUAUUAUAAUUAUGAGGAAAAAAAAUGUCCCAGUGCACAUGUAAUUGUCCAUUUACCUGGACAUUGGUAAGAACUGUGAAGGCAAUAAGCUUUAAGUGGAAGAAAUUGAGUGUUUAGCUUAUUUAAAUUAUAUAUUACGUAUCACUUAAUUUUUUUUUUUUUGUUAAAAGUGACAAUCUUUCUUGAACUUGCAUUAGAACUGCUUGUUAUGGUUAAUUUUCUUAAAGAUAUAGAAGUAGGUGUUUGUUGUCAAUCUGUUGUAUGAACAUUUGUCUUUUUACACUUGUUAAAGAUCUGUACCAACAGUACAUACCCAUUUAAUAAGUAAAAAGAAUGGUAACCUUAACUAUUAUGAUAAAACAGUAUUUGUUUAUCAUCAUUCAAAGUCUACUACUACUCCAUGCACAAAGUAUCAAGUAGUUAAAGGAACUAUGUUUUGAAUUGUCAUUUCUUUCAUGUCUCUUCAUCUUGUAAGUACCCAUUGUACUGUCAUUGUGUGUCUUAUUCUUAAAAGGAUCUGUACUACUGUAUAAUCUAGUGCAAUAUACCAUUUUUUUCUGUACUUCAGAAUCUGGUUUUAUAUUUUAGGAUAGAUGUUUAUCUCAUGGCUUUCUUUGUCUUUUAGCACUGAAUCUCCAUAUAAUGCUUAAUUAUCAUAGAAUA
Molecule: messenger RNA, 1772 nt
Organism: Lingula anatina
Lineage: Eukaryota; Metazoa; Brachiopoda; Lingulata; Lingulida; Lingulidae
Biological process (GO): fatty acid metabolic process
Molecular function (GO): oxidoreductase activity; NAD+ binding
Source: RefSeq, a predicted model, not a curated record